GUUCUUAUAUUCGUCGCAAUACAAAUAUCAUUAACUUUGUUUGCUCUAAUGAUCUCUUCAAUAAUUGCGACGAAAUUUCCAUACAGCGAUCGAUUGAUACAGCCCAUUAUUGCUGGUUCAUUGCUUUUAAUUGCACUUGUGGUUGUCUUAUUGAUUGCCGUCGUGAAGAAGAUAGAUGAGAAUUAUUUUUUGAAUAUCGCGCUUGUAGUUGCUUACUCUGUUUGCAUGGCGACAACAUUAGGAGUUUUGACGACACAGUUAAAUACUCAAGUCAAACUUUUAGUUUUUGGAAUCAGUUUGUUGUUAUUCACAUGUGCAUCAUUGUUUGGCGCAGCAAUUAAAGCAGAUUUAUUCGAUCACUUAAUUAUUAUUCUAAUAUUACUUUUGAUUAUAUCUAUUGUAAUUGUGAUAGUGGCGGUUGUACUUAGUGUUUUGAAUCAAUCCAAGUAUGGAGCGAUCGGCGUUUACAUAGGCGCACAAAUAUCAUUGUUCAUUGUGAGUUAAACUGAUACACAUUUUUAUGGAUAAAUGAUCACUCUGAAGUAGCAGCGAACCAUUUAUUAAAUGAAUUCAACAUUACCUUACUGAGGACUACUGAAAAUGACGUACGUAUGAUAUGGUGCGAUGUAAACAGGCAUCGAUAUUCUGAGUGAUAAGUCGUUCUGAUGAGAAACAGUGAUGACAAAAGAGUCCAAUGCUUGUCGGGUAGAGACAGAUAUCUACUUCAGACAAUGAACGGAGGGUUGCGCAACCAUUCAUGGAUAGAUGGAAUUCAGGCAUAUACAUUGUUUAAUGCCAAGUCAGUGGACGAAAAGUAAAGCGCUCACGCGCAAGUCCGAAGGUCCUGAGUUCUAAUGUCAUGCUGGUGACUGUAGAUUCACACAUCUGAGGUGUCCCAUAACUGAACAAAACCACUUUCCAGCACUAUCAGAUUUUCAAUGAUGUUUUACCAUCAAUUGCUUCAUUUGUGUAAGCCAGGUGACACUACUCUAGUGCCCAGACCGUAGCAUAUGUUUUUCUUUGCGGGCAACACUCGGAGGUUUCGACUUAAUGGUCUGAUACAAAAGGGAUUGAAGCAACGUCAAGAGAUAGAGUCACAUGGCAACCGGUGACCAACGAUUGGUUCAUAUGCCUUUUUUCCUUCAGGAUACUGUAGCCCAUGUGCACGAUUGGUUUGGAAUCAGCGUUUUCUAACUCGCCACUAACACGGUUAAGGCACCGGACGUUCGUUCUUUGUCCUCACGAUUUCGUAUACAACACCAUCAAUCAGAGAAGAUAGUGAUUAGCACUUCUCUCACAGUAAUUGUAUACGCGUGGUCAUGAAAGAUCAUUCAGAGUGAGUGAGAAAGCUGAUUCUCGCCAUCCUCGGCCAUAGAUUACGGUAUUUGAGGGCGCAAUAACUAUUAAUUUUUUGUUUUUCGAUAGUAAACUUGUAAACUGAUGUAUGGUAUUUUAUCUACCGAUUUUACAGAUAACAGUAUUUAUAAGUUAUGUA
Messenger RNA from Schistosoma spindalis, 1495 nucleotides. NCBI's taxonomy places the organism in Eukaryota, Metazoa, Platyhelminthes, Trematoda, Strigeidida, Schistosomatidae. The record is from the annotation of a GenBank genome assembly.